Penicillium egyptiacum is the source of this 353-nucleotide messenger RNA. The record is from the annotation of a GenBank genome assembly. NCBI's taxonomy places the organism in Eukaryota, Fungi, Ascomycota, Eurotiomycetes, Eurotiales, Aspergillaceae.
AUGCACGCCCAGUGCAGUCGGAUCAUCGUGAUGGAGUCCGCGCUCAACCACAACUCCCUUUUCCAGACCAUCGGACGGAUCCACCGCCUCGGUCAGCGCGACGAGCAGCGUGCGUGGCUACUCUUUAUGGACCACACCAUCCAACGGUAUAUGGAGUUUAACAACACCACGAAAAUCCUCCCGCAGAUCGCGGCACAGUACCGCCCCUUCCUCGAACGGCAGGUCUCGCCUACCGUGGAUGACCGGGACCAGAGGAUUGAGCGGCUCGCUAACCAGCUGCUCAGCCACAUGCUUGGUAUCGGCGCCGACUAUGCGGAUCGCCUCACCAUGGAGGACUAUAAAGACCUCGGGUU